AUGGCCACAACAGCAUCCGUGUACAAUACGUCACGGACGACUCGCCAGAUCCUCCGGCGCCAUCGCAAGGACAAGCCGUCGCUCAUCCUGCAUCUGCACAACAACCACUUCCGCUUCGAACGUCAGAAUGGCAUGUUCCUCUUCGACUCGCCCGUCAAGGCGUUUCUGGGCUUCAUCCGCGACCAGAAGGUCCCUGCCGAUCUCAUCGAUGUGCUCACGGAAUCCGGCAUCAAAUUCUUCGAGGGAUGCUUGCUCGUCGACGUCCACGACCAUCGCAGCCAUGCGGCCGCUUCAGCCUCGCCUCUGGGCCCGCGCGAACUGAUGGGCAUGAGCGCAGCAGACCUGUUCCGAUCACGAGAUACCCGUGAUCCGAUGUCCAGCUCCGCGCUCGGAUUCGAUGCCGAAGGCGGUCUCGCCUCGAGUCUAUUUUACCUGCAAGAGGGUGGCCGAUACGGUGCACGCAAGCUGCUUGGCGGGACGAGCUCCAGCGAUCCCAGAGGCGGCGGAGCAGGCGGCGUCGAGAUCUAUCGUAUCGUACUGCAUCCGACGUCGGAAACGCUGUGGGCAGACAUCAAGAUGCUCGACGAUAUGGCGGGUAGCAUGUGGACCGACCAGGAGGCGCUCGAAGUCGAGGCCAAGAUCCUAGCACUCACAGCACCGCCCCUCUGCCUCACUCCCGACCCGCAGGCUACGCGCAUCGCCAACCUCAUGCUCAGCGCCACCGCCUUGCCGUCUGCAUACAGUCCGUCGCAGGAUUCGCCGUUCCGCUCGUCCAAGAAGCGCGGCGCCAACUCGAUCGAGAUGGAGCGCGAAGAGAUGGACCGCCAACGGCGCGAGAAGAUCAUGCGCCUCAUGCAGCACGGACACAAGGGCGCACUGCACGCCGGUGCUGCAUCGGGCAUGAUGCCCGGUGCCGGGCGAUCCGGUUCCGCAGCUAUGGAUCCAUCUGCCAUGCUCAAUGCCCAGGGUGCAUCCGCGUCCGCAGCCGCAGCAACGGCCUUCGUGCCCACCUUCGGCCGCAUGGGCUUCAUCGAGCGGUGGAGGAUGGGGCGCAACGCCGCAAUGGGACCCAUUCCUGGUGGUCCGGCACCAGGCGCAGCCACCGGUGCUGCCAAUGGUGCGCCCGGCGCCGCUGGCAAGAAGGACACCAAGAACGACAAGGAGGAUGCCGAUGCCGGCAACGCCUCGGCGGCCAAGAAGCCUCCGUCCAAAAAGAAGAAGAAGGCGCAGCGGGAGAAGGAGGAGGCCGAGGCAGCGGCGGCAGCAGAAACCGCCAAGAAGAAGGCCGAGGAAGAAGCGGCGGCAGCAGCAGCAGCGACCAAGAAGCCCAAGAAGAAGCUCACCAAGAAGGAGCGCGAGGAGAAGGAGCGCAAAGAAAAGGAGGAAAAAGAAAAGGCGGAGCGCGAGGAAAAGGAACGCAAAGAAAAGGAGGCCGCAGCUGCCAAGGGGUCCAAGCCCAAGAGCAAGAAGAAGCAGAAGGAAGAGGCCGCCGCCGCCGCUGCGGCAGCUGCAACCAAGAGUCCCGCAAAAGGCGGCAAGGCCGCUGCAGCCACCGCAGCUGCGAACGGGACCGAUGCAGCGGCUCCAUCGAGUCCAGGAAAAGACAAGAAGGGCUCGCCGAAGAAGGCUGCUGGGAAGAAGCCGGCGGUGUCAGCGGCUGCCACCACACCUGCGCCCGCGAGCGCGACCAAGAAGAAGACGCCUGCCAAGGCGGACAAGAAAGGUGCGAAUGCCAACAGCACGCCUGCUGGCUCGGCCGGUGGAGCCUACGGGGCUGCCGACGCUGGAGUCAACGGAGCAGCGGCAGCGGCUAUGCAAGGGACGCCGAUACUGGGGAGUGCGACGCCGUCUGUGCAAUCGACGCCCACGCCGGCGCACCGCUCGAUCCCGUCGCAGCCGCAACAAGGGCAGAUGCAGGCGCAAACGACUCCGCAGAUGCAGCAGCAGCAGCUCACGCAGCAGCAGCUGCAGCAGGCCGCGCUCGCAGGCAUGUUCCCCAACAUGCAGGCGCAGCAGAUGGGCUUCAACAACAUGGGCUUUGGACUGCCCAUGAUGAACGGUCAGAUGGGCGGCUUUCCUGCCACGAGCAAUGCGCAGAAUACCGCCGCCGCCCUCGCGGCCAUGCAGGGCAUGGGCAUGAACCAGUUCGGCAACGCCAACAAUGGCAUGCUCAACUUUGGCGCCGGCGGCAACAUGGCGAAUCUGGGACAGAUGCAGCAGAUGAUGGGGCUUAUGGGUGGAGGCUUCAACGGCAUGCCGUUUGCAGGCCAGCAGCAGGGCCAGCAGCAGGGUCAGCAACAGGGCCAGCAGGGCCAACAGGGCACGGGCGAUAUGCCUGUGGGAGUUGGACUGGCAGGUCUGGCGAAUUGGGGAACAGGAAAGUAG
This is a messenger RNA of Moesziomyces aphidis, 2385 nucleotides long. Lineage: Eukaryota; Fungi; Basidiomycota; Ustilaginomycetes; Ustilaginales; Ustilaginaceae. The record is from the annotation of a GenBank genome assembly.